Molecule: messenger RNA, 660 nt
Organism: Carlito syrichta (Philippine tarsier)
Lineage: Eukaryota; Metazoa; Chordata; Mammalia; Primates; Tarsiidae
Gene: RPS16
Product: ribosomal protein S16
Exons: 6
Coding region: 1-564 (187 amino acids)
Biological process (GO): maturation of SSU-rRNA from tricistronic rRNA transcript (SSU-rRNA, 5.8S rRNA, LSU-rRNA); translation
Cellular component (GO): cytosolic small ribosomal subunit; ribosome
Molecular function (GO): structural constituent of ribosome; RNA binding
Source: RefSeq, a predicted model, not a curated record
AUGACUGGGGGGAAGAGGACCCGAGCGGAGGAAGAUUUGGGGGAAAGGAAGUCCGGGGCCCCGCCCCCUCUGAUCUCGGGGGCCUUUCCCCCCAGCCCCCCAGCUGCUUCGGGAGCCGUAAAGCCUCCUCCGGUCGCGACGCCGCGCUCCAGACGCCUGCGCGGAUUCGGAGUGGCGCCAGGGGGUCCCACUUUGCGUUCUGCGCCGCGCGCUGAAGACGCUAGUCUACCCCGGUGCUCUGCCGCUGGUGCAGGUCUGCGGACCGACGGGGAGCCAGACGCCGGGCCCCUGGAGAUGAUCGAGCCGCGCACGCUGCAGUGCAAGCUACUGGAACCAGUUCUGCCUCUGGGCAAGGAGCGGUUUGCUGGCGUGGAUAUCCGUGUCCGGGUGAAGGGUGGUGGUCCCGUGGCCCAGAUUUAUGCUAUCCGUCAGUCCGUCUCCAAAGCCCUUGUGGCCUAUUACCAGAAAUAUAUGGAUGAGGCUUUCAAGAAGGUGAUCAAAGACAUCCUUAUUCAGUACGACCAGACAUUGCUGGUAACUGACCCCCCAACACCUCGAAUCUAAAAAGUUGGAAGUUCUGGUGCCUGUGAUCCCUACCGGAAAUCACAAGGAACAAGGUUUAUCUAAUAUAAUAAACAUUGUGAGAUUUUAAGGUUUCAA